AUGCGUCUUCUGCUGGCGAUCGUUGGCUGCCUGUUCUGCGCGCUUUUCGGCCAGACCAGUGGUACCCCUGAGUGCAGGCCACCACUUGUAAUACUGCCUAAACCAGAUAUUAAUUCCAGACGAGCUCGUCCAGUCAUUAGACCUCUUCCCAGGCCACCGCCACCGAAGGUUGUACGACCUCCUGUAAAGCCUCCUAUCAAAAGACCACCCAUUGUGCCCCCUAGGAUUACAAGAAGACCAAUAACACCUCCUAGGAUCACCAGAAGACCUCCAAUUCCACCUCCUAGGAUCACCAGAAGACCUCCAAUACAACCUCCUAGGAUCACCAGAAGACCACCAAUUCCACCAGUCACCAGGAAGCCUACAAGGCCACCAGUCACCCAAAGAGCCACCGCCAAAGCAACAACUCGCAAGUUUUUGAUUUGGUCAAAGAGUCCCACAAGGCGCGUACCCACAAGACCAAAUAUAAGACCAACUUUAUGGACUAGACCGAAUAUAAGACCCACAAGACCCCCAGUGCGUCCUCCCUCGCCCACAGUUCGACCCACUGUACCCAGGGUCCGCCCUACUUUAUGGACGAGACCUCCUGUUAGAGUUACAGUAAGACCCACCAAUAGAGCUCCUGUGACAAGACCUCCUGUAAGACCAACCAAUCGGGCCACACUUUGGACCAGAAAUCCCAUGGGAACCACUCGACCACCUAGACCCACAAUGAAGCCUUCGAGACCGACUCUUUGGACAAGAUCACCCACUCGAAGUACACAACAAACAACUAGACAUUUGACCUUUAUCUUUGAGGGCUCUUCAGCUGCUCCAGUAACCCCUAUGGAUGUCACUGAAGAUCCCCAAAUAACGCGAACGACAAAGAGUCUAAUUUUUAUAUUUCCAAGGGACACCACGGCCAUGGCAAGAGGUCCGAAUUGGAGAGUCCAUCCCACAGGUCGUCCGCGAAGGGUUACUAUGGUAUCCUAA
Molecule: messenger RNA, 972 nt
Organism: Drosophila kikkawai
Lineage: Eukaryota; Metazoa; Arthropoda; Insecta; Diptera; Drosophilidae
Source: RefSeq, a predicted model, not a curated record